CGAAGAAAGAAUGUUGUUGAGUUUUGGUCUUGAAAAAUUUAAGAGAUUCUAGUUUCCACUCUCUAUCAGGUUGUAGUAGUUUCAUUUGUAGUUGUAGAACAGAAUUUUUCUUUCACAUUUCUUGCUGUUCUUCUUUAGUAUGAUCUAUCAUGGUGAAAUGAGACACAAAAAUAUGAAGUGCUGUUGCCCUGGGGCACGGGUCUGUUAGCGGCGCGCUUCUCUCGCGGUUGAAGGUCACGAGCACGACGCACAACGAGUGUCGCCGCACUGGUUGAUGGGGAAAGUGGAUUUGCGCUUGGUGAUCUUGUGCCACUAGAAAGAAAUUCUGACGAGCAACAAAAAAUCGACCUCGAACAAUCGAAGAUGUUGACUAGUUGGUUCAAUCCGACGCCGUGUACGAUAGAUGUCACGCUGGAUUUAAGGCUACCGCUGGAGCAUCCUCAACACCAUCCUUAGCCCUUUUUUCAAGGGGAAAAAGGGCCGAGGGAGGCUCUCAGGGAUGCACGUCGGUACCUCUAAUGGAUGCAGAGGAGAACCGAAAAACGGCACCGCUUGGUCGAGACAAGAAAGGGGAGAGAGCGUACUUCUACACCUCCUUGCUUGUUACUUAUCGCGGAAUGAGACCCUCUAGUAAGUAUAGGGAAAAAAAGAAAAAAGAAUCUUUGAGUUGAAGGUCUUUCACAGUUGUAGUUCUUAGUCAUGACAAGGAUGAUUGCGGCAGUGUGCACCGUCUUCUAUACUCAACUGUAGAAGUAAGUAGUUUACUGUCGGAUUCCGAGUGAAGGACAUUUAAGAUUCUUACAAAAACAGGUAUAUCUACACCGACGGUGAGGAUGUUUGCGGAACGGCCGUCGUUUCCGUCAGGCCUGGCAAGAAGGUCGAUCAUCAGGGCAUUCGGGUGGAGCUUGUAGGUCAAGUCGAUAUGAUCUAUGACAAGACAAAUAGCUACGACUUCUUCGCCAUUGUGAAGGAUCUAGAACCACCAGGCGGACUCUUCGAGUCUAAGCAGUGGAAGUUCCGGUUUGGGUCAGUAGACAAGCAGUGCGAGACCUACCAAGGGCUCAAUGUGCGAUUACGAUACUUCGUACGACUCGUGGUGGUCAGAAAUUACGCUAGCAACGUGACCAAGGAAGUCGACUUGAUAGUGCAGAACCUUUACACAGUGCCAGACAUCAACAACACGAUCAAAAUGGAAGUCGGGAUUGAGGACUGCCUUCAUAUCGAAUUCGAGUACUUACUAUUUACCCUUUUGCUUUGAGUUGGAUGGUGUUGGAGAAGUUAAGUGAGACCAGCAAAAAACGGGCGGGACGCUGCUGCGACUCAUGGGGUAAGAGGGGGACUCGCAGAGCCGAGGCUCCGCGCGGCGCUCUACGCGUCUAGGCCUACUAACUAAGGGGAUGAUGCUGGCCUGGGUGCGGGGCGAGGAGUGAACUCAAUCAGCGGCCCCUUUUUUAAGAACAGAGGCUGGCAAGUGGUGAAAUGUGUAGUGGAAGCGGUGCGGGAGCAGCAGGAGGGUGGCAAAACUGGCCGGGCGGCGUCGUUUGUAGUUUGCGGGCAGCACUUGCUCCACGGGGCAGCUGACGGGCGGGGGGGAUGUGCUGGGGAGGCCCUUGCGCACUAGCCUACAUCCUGAGGAGGGGCGCCCGUCCAGUGACGCUGCGGCCGCGGGCGUGGGGUCCUUCGGCUGGGCGAUUGAGUAGCACUUGACGACGGGCCGCGGCUGCCUCGGCGCGCUGAUAUUGUUGCAGUUUCUGCGCAGAAGGCAACGAGCACAGCCAGACACAAACCGAAAGGGAGAGACUUGCCCCACAAGCUUCGCAAGAUCGGAGAAACUCACCGAAGACAAGAGCAAGGGGGGGCGGUAGUGUGUCGCUGGAAGCAAGGGCAUUACCCAACUCGAAGCGGGUGCGCCGCCGUGCGUAAGUAGGCAAGUUCGGCGGGUGCCUCCAGAGCAAGCAACCACCUGGAAACCUUGCGAGCAAAGCAGCCAGAGUGAGCCCCCCAAGGAAGCGGGGCGCCACGAUUGCAUAACCGCAAAAAGAAGCACGGAGGGGCGGGCCGCGUCCGGGUGUUAUGGUAGGUUAGGGCUGGCGCUAGCUUGAUAGACUGCCAAGCUAGCUUCACGCGGGGAGGCUCGUGGACUCCGUGGCCACGCCUAAUGGCGAGGGCCUGCAGGCAAUUGCAUUCGCGCAGCUUUCGAGGGCGUAGGGGCGCGACCGACGGACUUCCUUGAAGGCGGGGGCGGCGCUAGCUUUUCGGCCCCACGGUGGGUUGCCACCGAAACGAAGUGGAUGGUUAAGAAGCGGAUGACCUUCCAGGAGCUUCUAGCGAAAGCGCUUAAGCCUGGGGCGGUGUGCGUGUUUCUGCGUGUGGCGUAUCUCCUAUCUGGGUGCGCUGGAUAUUCCCUGCAUUGCUUAGGGGCGCAGGCGCUAGAAGUAGAAUGGAAAAAGGGAGCCAUAGCCAUACAGCAGCAAGCCACGACUUUCUGUUCAUCGCCACGAUUAUCUACCUCUGAGCUGAUCAUAUUAAUCUCUCGAUUUUCUUCAUCCCCUUUACAACUCCUCCCACAUACAGGUAUGACAAGUCGAAGUAUCAUAUGAAAGACGUGGUAGUUGGGAAAGUGUAUUUCCUCCUCGUGAGGAUAAAGAUCAAGCAUAUGGAGCUGAACAUUAUACGAAGGUACUUGUUACCUACUUUGCAAUUUAGUUGUUUUAAACGAAGAACAAUAGGAAUAGAAUAACAAUAAGUAUAAUACAGGAAACCUAUGUAUAUCAAUUUCGAUUUUCAUCAUUCAACAACCUUAAGUACUUAGUUCAAUUUUUUCCGGAAAAGCGCAAGCAUUCAUCAUCCAUCAACGAACUUGUAAACAGAGAAACAACGGGUUCCGGAGCGCAGAAUCAAUCUAGUGAUAACGAGACGCUCACGAAAUUCGAGAUAAUGGACGGCGCACCAGUACGAGGGGAGUGCAUUCCUGUCCGGUUCUAUCUUAGUGGUGUCGAUCUGCAACCGACCUAUAAAAACGUGCAGAACAAGUUCUCAGUCAAAUACUUCCUCAACCUCGUGCUCGUAGACGAAGAGGACAGGAGGUAUUUUCGCUUAUGCAUAGCUUGUCUUUCCUGUUCUUGCAUCAUCCCCAACGACGGAUGCGCAGACGUUCAACAAGGUGAAUUCUACAAAGAAAAUUUAUGCAGGAGUGAGAACAAUCGUCAUAAUGAUCAAACGUCCUAUCUUCUACAAGAACAAGUCCACUCAACAAAAAUGUGACCAGGUAUUUCAAGCAGCAAGAAAUUUUCAUCUGGCGAAAGAAGAUUGGAUGAGCUACAGCUGCUGCCGCGUCAGGAGAGAUGAAGACCCGCAAACGGAAGCCUGUUCGAAGAACCUGUACAGCCCCUUAGGUGCUUAGAAAUGCAAAUAUUGCUCUCUUACUUCUAGUACCUCCCGGAGCAACCCUUUCCCUUUUUGAGUACAUCCUACUCCUUCCGGAUCCCUGGUUAGCACACGACUGGGCUCUCUCGGCUCCUGCCUUGCGGACCUUUCAUCCCCCAAAUCUCUUGGUUGCUAUUACGAGCGACAGCUCACCUACAAUGUUGAUCAACGAUUAGAUGAAGAACCUCAAAGAACUUACCAAGAAUCACAGACUCACUGAUGUAUAAACUUCUCACUAGUAUGUCAAUUGAAUUUCACACUUCUGACUUCUCUGAUACACCCUCUGUAUCUUCAUCUGAUGAGAACUCUAUUAAGAACACAUAGAUUUUGUUUUUGAAGACGUCCUUCGAUUCUUUAGGAAUAGGAUGGAACAUAUUAUCGAUUCUUUAGGAUGGAACAUAACGCAGUCAAUUGAUCACAUUUUUUACCCCAAAGUGGGAACGAUCAAGAAAAAGACUCCGGUUUUCCCUUAUCUGUGCC
Messenger RNA from Amoebophrya sp. A25, 3906 nucleotides. Lineage: Eukaryota; Dinophyceae; Syndiniales; Amoebophryaceae. The record is from the annotation of a GenBank genome assembly.